ACUCGGCAUGCGACUUCUGCCUACGACAUCAAUCCCAGAGUCAUCCAUCAAGUGAACGCCGAUGACGAGCUCCAACUCAAGUGCAUUGUCAUGAAAGAGCGGGACUCAAGGACGAUGUCGAUGAAUGCAUUAUCGGCGGAUGAUGGCCCCGAAGAUGUGUCAAGGACCACGGCCUUUGCUAAGCAGCGUCCGGCGGACCAUCGAGACGCACCAUCGCAGAAUGCAAUUGAUGAAGUCGAAACCCGCAUUGCCGAAAGAGCAGAAGCAGGCCGAUGCUCCCUCACAACACACAACCUUCUACGGGAGGGAUGGGCUGGCCGCAUACACCGUUGAUCCCGCGUCGUUUCCAUCGAGUCGUGUCGUCUACUACAACGACAAGUUUGUCGUAAUCAACGAUCUGUUCCCCAAAGCCACGGUCCAUCUCCUCAUCCUUCCUCGGGAUCCCAAGAAGAACGUUCUCCGCGGACAAGAAGCCUUUGAUGAUGUCCAAUUCCUGGCCGAGUGUCGGGAGGAGGAGAAGAAGGUGCGCGGCAUCGUGGCCAGUGAACUGCGCAGGAGAUUGGGCAGCUCGUCCGCCGCCGAGCAGUCUCGUAACGAGGCAAUGAACUCUGACGACCCGCCUGACGUCCUUCCCGCCGGCCGAGACUGGACAAAGGAGAUCAUCUCCGGCACGCACGCGAAUCCGUCCAUGAACCACCUGCAUAUCCACGUCUUGAGCCGCGACAUGCAUAGCGAGAGCAUGAAGAAAAAGAACCACUAUCUAUCCUUUACCACCGACUUCUUGGUUCCCCUCGACGCCUACCCGCUUGCCGCCGAUGACUUUCGAAGAGACUACCGACACUUCACCGUCCCGGACAUGCGAUGUUGGAGGUGUUGGAAGAACUUUGGGAACAAGAUGGUACAGAUGAAGGCACAUUUGGAGGCGGAAUACGAGGAGUGGCGGCGAGAAUGAAGCGGAUGAGGGCUCGGAAUAGAAACAUAGAAUAGAUGAAUCCGUAGCACGCUCGAAAGCGAGGCCCCACUCGCACCUGCCGCCCUCCGUCGGCGGCCCCCUGACUUGUGACUCGUCACUUCCAUGCAGCAAACAAGGUUUCUGCAUAGUCUAGACCAACGAAACAACGGAAAGUACAGCCAAGUAUCUUUCUUCUCCUCACGUGCACUCAGCUGAAAUUUAAUAAACAUGGGCUAGAGGGAAGGUGCGACCAGUUGCAGC
Molecule: messenger RNA, 1213 nt
Organism: Neohortaea acidophila
Lineage: Eukaryota; Fungi; Ascomycota; Dothideomycetes; Mycosphaerellales; Teratosphaeriaceae
Product: HIT-like domain-containing protein
Exons: 4
Coding region: 125-952 (275 amino acids)
Biological process (GO): double-strand break repair; single strand break repair
Cellular component (GO): nucleus
Molecular function (GO): mismatched DNA binding; single-stranded DNA binding; double-stranded RNA binding
Source: RefSeq, a predicted model, not a curated record